AUGACUGCUGCACCCCCAGCGUUCGCAUCCCGCUGCCGCUUCCCGAUGGCCUCCACCGGCCCCCUCGGGGUCACGGUGUCCACAUCGGAGAGUGUUGGUCAGAAUGACUUGCUGAUUGUCGGGCCUGGUGUGCUUGGUCGAAUCGUAGCUGAGAAAUGGCGACAGGAGCAUCCAGAUUGCAAAAUUUAUGGCCAGACUGCAACCACAGAUCAUCACAGUGAACUAACUAAAAUUGGGAUAAUUCCCUCCCUGAAGGGACCCAGAGUUGAUCAGAAAGUUCCAUACGUUAUUUUUUGUGCUCCUCCAUAUCGCACGGAUGAUUACCCUGGGGAUCUUAGGAUCAAAUUAAAUUCAAAGAGAAAGAGAUGGAUGGGGCGUGCACUAUUUGCAGGAACUGCAGAUGGACACACUGAGAAAUUUGACUAUGCUUUUUUUUUGGGAGUUGCUGCAUCAAACUGGAGUGGGGAAGGUUCUUUCCUGUUUACAUCAAGUACUGCCGUGUAUGACUGCAAUGACAAUGGAUUUUGUGGCGAGGAUUCUCCUUGUGUGCCGAUUGGUAGGAGUCCUCGGACUGACGUCCUUCUAAAAGCAGAAAAUGUCGUCCUCGAGGCAGGAGGCUGUGCCCUGAGGCUAGCAGGGCUUUAUAAAAAGGAUCAAGGUCCUCAUGUUUUCUGGUUGUCAAAAGGAACUGUAGAUGCACGACCAGAUCUCAUAAUCAGUAUGAUCCAUUAUGAAGAUGCUGCUUCGCUUGGAAUUGCCAUCAUGAAGAGGAAACUUCGCGGGCGUGUCUUUGUGGGCUGUGACAACCAACCUCUGUCCAGGCAAGAAAUCAUGGACCGUGUUAACAGGAGCGAGAAAUUUGACGGCAAGUUUGAGGGCUUCACAGGUACAGACGGUCCAUUGGGGAAGAGGAUGGAUAAUUCCAAAACUCGGGCUGAGAUCGGUUGGGAGCCCAAAUAUCCUAGUUUCACAGAAUUCCUUGGUCUCAGCAAUUGA
Messenger RNA from Triticum turgidum subsp. durum (durum wheat), 996 nucleotides. Lineage: Eukaryota; Viridiplantae; Streptophyta; Magnoliopsida; Poales; Poaceae. The record is from the annotation of a GenBank genome assembly.